AUGUUGAUUUUCUUUGAGCAACUGGAGGUCGACUAUGCUCUCCUUCAACAACCUCCAAUUGCCGGUGGUUCCAUCAUUCUGAAUGAUCUUGGAAUGGAUGGUACUCCGUCUCCUGGCGCAACACCAGUCUUCACAGAUGAUGCAACCAUGAAGGAGUAUAAAUCUGACAACAAGGCGGUUCGUGGUCAUAUGCUCAGCCAUGUUACCAACCUGAUCUUUGACUUGCUUGCUGCCCAUAGAUGUGCAAAAGUUAUAUGGGAACUCUUGGAGGCUAAGUAUUCAACUGAUGAUGCUGGGAAGAAAAAAAUAUGCGGAAAAUUUAUGCAAUUCAAGAUGGUGGACGACAAGCCAAUCAUGGAUCAAGUCCAUGAGUAUCAGAAUUUAGUGGCAGGCAUCUUGGCUGAAGUGAUGAAGAUGUGUGAAGUCCUCCAGGCUAAUCGCCUCAAAGAUAAGCUUGUUCCUAAAGUUUAUGAUAAUUUAGUUAAGGCUAAUCUUGUGGAGUCUUCUGAAAAUGUUGACAGGUUCAAGAAGAAGGACAAAGAGGCAAAUUUCAAGAAAGACAAAGUGCAAAACAAAAGAGCUCCAAACUUCAAGAUGAAAGGGAAGUACCAGAACAACAAGCUAGGAUGUUUCGUAUGUGGCAAGAUGGGACAUCGUGCCUAUCAAUGCUACGGUCGAGAUGAAACCCAUAAAAAUGCAAUUAAGCCUAAGGGAGAUCAAACCAAACAUCAAGUCAACAUUGUUGAAGUGUCUGACAACCUGGUUUCCAUGAUCACUACUGCAGAAAUUAACCAUGUAGCCGAGAAGGUUGAAUGA
This is a messenger RNA of Vicia villosa (hairy vetch), 816 nucleotides long. RefSeq lists its product as uncharacterized. Gene Ontology annotation, molecular function: nucleic acid binding; zinc ion binding. The record is from RefSeq and is a predicted model, not a curated record. The transcript has 2 exons. NCBI's taxonomy places the organism in Eukaryota, Viridiplantae, Streptophyta, Magnoliopsida, Fabales, Fabaceae. The coding region runs from base 1 to 816 and encodes 271 amino acids.